GCGACGUUGAACUAUAUUUUCUGUAAUAUUUUUUUCAUUAAAACAUUAUGAUUUUCCGCACAGCAAUAUUAAUUGAUAACAAAUAAUUAUAUGUAUAGAUUAUAGUGUUAACAUGACUGAAAUGUUAUUCUCAUGGUCGUUUGCUUUCAUAAUACCACACAGGUGUAUAAUGUGACAAAUCCAUGUUUGAUAACAUUUUCAUACUCCGAUAUAGUCGUCCCGGGUUUAAUCGCCUGACUGCAUCAUAGCUGGAACGUACACUGAUACCCACUGCGCAUGCUCAUGUACCCUGCAGGUGGAUGUUAUCGACAUCAUCACAUGGUGGGGACAUACGUGGGACACUUCUAGGCCAGGGAUACGGCAGAUAAAAUUGGUACAAGAUUCCAUGAUGGCCGUUACCUGUGGGGACGUUUACUUGCUGGCGCAAACAGUCCUAUACAUCGUGGGGAGUUUAGCUGGAAUGGCGGCGAUUAUUCCUUUGGCGUUGGCGUAUUCGGAAUUAGGCGGACGUUGUUUGUUGAAUGCCGAGGUUGAUUGGAAGAGCUCCACCCGCACAUUAACAUAUGGAGAAUCGUCGAUGUGUACUUUUCCCAUGUGGCUGUUUGUGUUUGGCACAUUUGUAUAUGGUGCUGUCCUGGCGGUGUCUCACGCCAGAACACUGUGGAAAAUACGCCAGAAUCCAGCCAUAAGAUCUGAGGUGUGGGUUGUGCCAUUCCUUAUGAUAAAUGGUGUGGUCACGGUGUUACUCUUCAUCGCUUCCUGUAUCAUCAGUGUGGGGUUCCAAAAGUUCUGCUCUAGUGUGGUUGAUGGGGCAAAGGAUGCAGGAUAUGAAUAUUUAGUCAAAAGGUGUGUCGACUUCGAGAAGCUUACAUGGACGCAGGAGGGGACCGGCUGGGUCCACGAUGGCGGCAAAUCCAUCGUGUACUUAACUUUUGCUCAGAUUUUAUCCUGGGCUUGCUUCCUGGUCUGGCUGAUACAGACGAUGUUGUCAGUGGUGCGUCUUUGUCGGAACAUAAAAGAAGGUACAACCGGAAAUACCCGAACCGCCGCCGACAUGACCAACAUAGCGGAUGAAGAACCCACGGCUUAACACCAAGCAGCGAUCGAGCUUAGGUUUAAAACUUAAAGGCGUGAAGAUUUGAUUGUUACUUGUAAACUGUACAUUUUGAAACACGUUUAGUUUUUGUCAGUAUUGUGUAUGUUACACUUGUUUUUCCUUUGGCAUGCUUUGGAUUGUGACGUCAGACGUUUGUACAUCAAAAGUGACCCGAAAAUUUGUCAGUAUAUUCAUGAUAUUCAUUUAUAUUACUCUAUUCUGUACAUGAAUGUUAUAAUGAUAAAAUAAUGAUUACAUGCUCAUUUACGAUUAAACCCAUUAUAUAUAAUUCCUACAUUUGUAUGCUUUCAUUAUAGCCGUGGCCAUUUGGGAGCAACAUUUUACCCUGAUUGUAGUAGAAUUAUCUUCUAAGAAUACAGCUUAUUACUUCAGCGAAGGAAAGGUGUAAAUUAAGUCUGCUUGAAGUUCUUUCACGAACAAUGUAGUCGACGACAUUAUUAUGAAAGAUAAUGUUUGAACAAGGAAAUUUUUUUCGAGCUCGAGAGGAAAGAUUUCCUGUAACUGUAGCUUUGUUGUAGGCUCAUAGUUAGAUGCCACAUAUAGAUUGACGUCCAGUGCAUGCUGACUGAUCGAUUAA
This is a messenger RNA of Liolophura sinensis, 1694 nucleotides long. RefSeq names its product transmembrane protein 179-like. The record is from RefSeq and is a predicted model, not a curated record. Lineage: Eukaryota; Metazoa; Mollusca; Polyplacophora; Chitonida; Chitonidae. Bases 386 to 1090 code for a protein of 234 amino acids. The transcript is spliced from 6 exons.